AUGUCGGAAGAAGUAGACAUGGAUCUUGGCUUUACGUACGAUGUUAUGACCUCUGCUUACAAUGUUAUGGUACUGAAAGACUGCAUCCGAACACAAGCAUUCUCUAUUAAGGGAACAAAGAAACUUGAAGCCUAUGUAGAGACUGUCCGGAAUUACUGGACUACUUCCACCGGAGUGUGGAAAAGGGAACACCAAGCAGUAGAUACCGCCACAAUCAGUACUGCAACACAGUUCAUCUACAGGCCCUUAAAGGAAGAGCUUGUUCUUCUCCUUGAGAAGCGGCACAGGAGAUAUGCGAACGAAAAUCCUCUCUCCUGCUACGCUGAACAGGUUUGGGGACAAGAGCGCUACGUAUAUCAAAGGCCGUCCACGAGAGUAAACGACUGGAGACUGUUCUUGUCCAAUGUUUUCAGCAUGUCAAUAUGACCUCGAGGUUGGGUUGGGUUAGGUUGGCCGGAGCAUUGAAUACGAAUAAUACGGUAACGACUACUUAGCAUAUUUGUUUCGAUUGUAUCCGC
Truncatella angustata is the source of this 518-nucleotide messenger RNA. RefSeq lists its product as uncharacterized. The transcript has 2 exons. The record is from RefSeq and is a predicted model, not a curated record. Lineage: Eukaryota; Fungi; Ascomycota; Sordariomycetes; Amphisphaeriales; Sporocadaceae. The coding region runs from base 1 to 426 and encodes 141 amino acids.